GGACCGGCCUGUCGGUUAGAGCGGAACCGGAUUCAGCCUGCUGGGAGCGCGCGGACCUGCGGGCCCCGCCCCGGCCCGGCCUGGCAGGUCUCCUUGGGCAAGGAAGGGAUGAUGUGCUUGAACCCAGCUCGCUCUCUUUGGAGAUUGCAGUGCCACCUGGUAGCAGAGACAGCAGGGCAGGCUGGCCGUGCUGUGCGGGCAUGUGUCGGUAGCCACAUCAGAGGGGAAUGUUACGGUGGACAGUGCACCUGGAGGGCGGGCCCCGCAGGGUGAAUCACGCAGCAGUGGCUGUGGGGCACCGGGUGUAUUCCUUUGGAGGGUACUGCUCUGGAGAAGACUAUGAGACAUUGCGCCAGAUUGAUGUGCAUGUUUUCAAUGCAGUGUCUCUGCGUUGGACAAAGCUACCCCCAAUGCGGUCCGCCGGACAGGCUGGGGAAGUGCCCUACAUGCGUUAUGGACAUUCAGCCGUCCUCAUUGAUGACACUGUUUACCUCUGGGGUGGACGAAAUGACACAGAAGGAGCCUGCAAUGUGCUCUAUGGCUUUGACAUCAAUACUCACAAGUGGUUCACACCUAAGGUAUCUGGAACAGUGCCUGGGGCCCGAGAUGGACAUUCAGCCUGUGUCCUGGGCAAGAACAUGUAUGUCUUCGGGGGCUACGAGCAGCUGGCUGACUGCUUUUCCAAUGAUAUCCACAAGUUGGAUACCAGCAGCAUGACAUGGACCCUCAUUUCUGCAAAGGGCACUCCUGCAAGGUGGCGGGACUUCCACUCAGCAACAAUGUUGGGAAGCCAAAUGUAUGUUUUUGGGGGUCGAGCUGACCGAUUUGGACCCUUUCACUCCAAUAAUGAAAUCUAUUGCAACCGAAUACGUAUCUUUGACACGAGGGCUGAGGCCUGGCUGGAGUGUCCACCUACCCCAUUGUUACCUGAGGGCCGAAGAAGCCACUCUGCCUUUGGGUACAAUGGGGAGCUGUAUAUAUUUGGGGGCUACAACGCCAGACUAAAUCGGCAUUUUCAUGACCUCUGGAAGUUCAACCCAGUGUCCUUCUCUUGGAAGAAGAUUGAGCCUAAGGGAAAGGGGCCAUGCCCCCGCCGGCGCCAGUGCUGUUGCAUCGUGGGAGACAAGAUUGUCCUCUUUGGGGGCACUAGUCCUUCUCCUGAGGAAGGCCUAGGAGAUGAGUUUGACCUCAUGGACCACUCCGACCUACACAUUCUAGACUUUAAUCUGGCCACCAUGUCCUUUGAGGAGCUGUUGGAGCUUCAGAACCGAGUGGGGACCAAAAUGUACCGACAACUGACGGCGGGGCCCCGUGCUGAGGAUCAGCUGCGGAGGGUAGCUCCCACCCGUGCCCGGGGGGCUGCAGAGAAACAAAGACCCCUGGAAAUGUCUUCAAAGACACGAGUGCCUUUUUUGCGUCAGGUUGUCCCUGUCAGGAAGAAGGUGGCCCGGGACCCUCGAUUUGAUGACCUGUCAGGGGAGUACAAUCCUGAAGUGUUUGAGAAGACAUACAGAUUUCUGAAUGAAUAUCGUGCAAAGGAGAAGGAGCUGGUGGCAAAGCAUCUAAAGAAGAGCAAGCCAGGAGAAGAACAGGAAAAGCUGAAGCAACUACUCCAUCGAAUGGACCAGCAGGAGGUGGCCCAGCAGGAGCAGCAGCGGCAGCAAGAGCAGCGGCUGGCCCUGAAACAGGAACAGAGAGCUCAGGCCCAACAGGGCCAUCGGCCCUUCUUCUUGAAGAAAUCUGAACAGAAGCAGCUAGCACUGGCUGAGAAAUAUAAGAAGCUAAAGCGAAGCCAGAAGUUGGAGAGUUUCUUGAGCAGAAAGAGGCGCCGAAAUGCUGGAAAAGACCGAAGACGGCUGCCCGUGGGCAAGGACUAAAGGGGGCCUGGUCUUCUCCAGGUCCUUCCCCUCUAGGGCAGUAUCUGUGGAGGCUGUUCUGGUGUGGACUUAGUGCUUUGUGUUUCUAUUCCAAUACCCUUGGAUAAGGACUUCAGGCCUUGGGGCAUCAAGAUAGUGGAUGGAUCUGGUUGCAGCAGCCACAGUGCUGCUGUUGUAAAGCUGGGGUCUCAGGGUUACUGUGACAAAAAGAAAAAGGAAAAUUCUCAAGACUAAUCAUCAUAAUCUGGUUCCCUGUGGAUUCCUCAGAUCAAACCUGGCUCCCUUUUUCCUCAAGGAAGGAAGUGCCUUUUUAAGGGGGCAGCUUUGGUGCAGAAAGGACUGUUGGGAAGGGCUGAAGUGGGUGAGGAUCCUGGAGAGGCCAUUAAGUGCCCCCUGGGCCAGGGCUUAAGGGAAAGCUCAUGAAUUCUAUUACUGCACUUGGUGCUAGAGUGCUGUAAACAUUUCCAUAAAUACUUGGGCACA
Gracilinanus agilis (Agile Gracile Mouse Opossum) is the source of this 2360-nucleotide messenger RNA. RefSeq names its product kelch domain-containing protein 3. Gene Ontology annotation, molecular function: protein binding; chromatin binding. Bases 228 to 1877 code for a protein of 549 amino acids. The record is from RefSeq and is a predicted model, not a curated record. Gene Ontology annotation, biological process: maturation of SSU-rRNA from tricistronic rRNA transcript (SSU-rRNA, 5.8S rRNA, LSU-rRNA). Lineage: Eukaryota; Metazoa; Chordata; Mammalia; Didelphimorphia; Didelphidae. The transcript has 16 exons. Gene Ontology annotation, cellular component: 90S preribosome; cytoplasm; nucleolus.